AUGAACCCGCUGAACAUGCCGCCCGUGGCGGGCGUGACGACGAAGCUCGGGGGCCAGACGACGGAGGCCUGCCUGCACCUCGACGAACGGCCCGGCACGCCGCCGGGCGUGCGCAAGUGGCGCAAGUCGAACUACACGCAGCCCGGCCAGCGCAUCAUCCACCCGGGCCUCAUCGAGGACUUCAAGGACGCGAACCACACGGCGGAGCGCUUCGGCAAGAUCAAGAUCGUUUCCGACCACGUCGAGGACGUCCUCGUCCAGCCCGGCGCGGAAUCCGAGUUCGCGCAGGUGAAAUUGACGCAGAAAGAGAGCACGUACCACUCGAUCAAGCGCGAGCCCCUGGGCCAGUCCUUCACUAGGGGCCACGUGCUCCCGAGCUGCGUCGCCGAGCCGGGCUUCCAGUUCGGCAAGAAGUCCGUCCGCGAGGGCGGCGACGGGUCCAAGGUCUUGAUCUACAACCCGUCCGCGGCCGUCACGGCCGCGGAGAAGCAGCAGUACAUCAAGUCCCACGGGUCCUUCGAGCCGGGCGAGCAGCGCACGCGGGGCUACGACUGGGGCGGCCGCGACAUGAACGCGCACCGCUUCGGGGUGGGCGACGGCUCGCACGUCGCGCUGAACGGCUUGGCGCUCGGCGCGUCCGCGGCGCUGCGCCAGGGCAUGGACACGGAGCCCAUCACGUCGACGCGCGUCCAGAACUUCAACUCGCUGCAGGACAAGCUCGGCAAGACGCGCAACCUCGGCCACGGCAACCACCGGCCGCGCGACCACUUGUACGGCAAGGCCUCGGUCCGCGGCUUCGGCGAGUGGGACGCGCGGUGCUGCAUCACGGGCGACUACGCCGAGGAGGACCGCGAGCCCGACAGCGACCUGGGCAAGACGCACACGCCGGGCUUCCGCAACAUCCUCACGGACGCGCAGAAGGAGCGGACCUUCGGCACGCCGACGGUCCGCAGCGACAUCCCGAAGUACGCGAAGCGGUCCAUCGCGGACCACCAGAACUACGGCGACGACGCCAACGCCCAGGAGCUCCUCUACCCGUCCCAGCUCUGCGCCAUGGGCAUCGACGAGAACGAGUUCUUCGCCAAGCGGCCCAAGGCCGACAUCUGGGACCUCUUCACGGCCAUCGGCUGGAACCUCGACGACGACAAGUUCCACAAGCUGUACGACGACGUCUGCGACGACGACGGCAUGACCAACAUCGAGACCUUCCGGAAGAUCCUCGCCGACAAGGCCCUCUGA
Molecule: messenger RNA, 1239 nt
Organism: Aureococcus anophagefferens
Lineage: Eukaryota; Pelagophyceae; Pelagomonadales; Pelagomonadaceae
Exons: 2
Coding region: 1-1239 (412 amino acids)
Source: RefSeq, a predicted model, not a curated record